UGUUAACAGGGACAAUAGUUUUCACACCGGUAAACAUUUUGCUGCUAACAGUAACCAUGGUUUUCAUACACGGUACACAUUUUGCUGCUAACAGUAACCAUGGUUUUCAUACACGGUACACAUUUUGCUGCUAACAGUAACCAUGGUUUUCAUACACGGUACACAUUUUGCUGCUAGCAGUGACCAUGGUUUUCACAUCUUGAUGUUAACAGGGACAACAGUUUUCACACACGGUAAACAUUUUGCUGCUAACAAUGAUUAUAGUUUUUAAUGUUUUUUUGUUCACACUUUUGUUUCUCUCAAGAUUUCAUUUAACGUGUCUUUCCACAGAUAUUUAAAAUUAAUUCCAAAUGUGGAUCUUCAAGGUGCAGUGUACGUUUUUUAAAAGCAAGGUGGUGUGUAAUUCAGAUUGUUGUCUGUAUUCUUUAAUAACAGAUUCGAGCACCUUGCUGACCGUAUCUUACCCGUUAUUCAUAAAAUCAAUUACUUACGUCGUAGGAUAUAAGAAACUGACGAUCUGUUAACACACACACACACUGUAUGUCUUGUUUGAUUUUGUUAGUCCCUGGUUUACUAGCGAAAGUCAUAUUUUGUCCAACACUGCAGGGAACACGUCACUUAAAAAUACGAUACGCCAGAUUUACACACAGUAAAGGGAUGUGACAAGACGGCUGAUCUAAUAAUUGUCCCCCCUAGUAAGAUGCUGCACAUUAUAGGAACUAAUUACCAGUAACUUUUUACUUAUCUUACGUGGUAUGUCUCGCUGCAGCUUUACACAGAGGCGCCUAAUUUCCCUUUUGACAGUAUUCGUCUUGUUGUGCUUCUCAGUCACAUUGAUAGGUGAUGAUAGUAUUAUCUGUUGUCUUUAAGACAAAUUCUUGUGCAAAAGGCGGAACUUUUUAUCUAUAGCCAGUUUGUCUUCUCGCGACCCAUGCGGUUUCAUUUAUUUUCAGGCUUAAUACGCUUUUGUUUUCCUGAUUUGACAGUCGUGUAUGAGUUUUUUAUCACUGGAAAAUGAUAUCGAUAUUCAUACACUUAUGUCCGUUAAGCACGGGCGUGGCAUAGCACGAUUGACAUUUAUCUUACGGAACAAACCAGUGGGGCGGAGAACAGGGGUCAUUCCCACAAUGGUGUUCACUCUGCGAUCCCUGCUGGUGACGCAUUCGGUAAGAAGCAAGCUUUCUGCAGACAAGGCGGGACCUAAAGUAAAAAUCUCGCGAACAACCGACGCCGAGGCACACAAGCUGGCAAAAGCUCUUGUCGGGUGCGGAUGACCGGGUUUACAGUCAACAGGUUGCGUGGAGGGAGGCGUGGACCUAAUUAGGCCUACCGGUUUGCCUGCAAUACGUGUUUUUCGUGUGUGUUUUUUUAUCACAGACAUUUGUACCUUUAAGAAUUAUAAACUAUUAGUCUAAAGAGUCAACGACCUUUUUUUUUUUGAGCUUUAAUUCACAUUAUCGGACUCAAGGGAAAAUGUCUAAAUUUCGGGCCUCCGACAAGUAUGACCACACGACCAUGUCAGAGCCGACCACUCUUACUGUUCAAGCUGAGGUCACCGAACACGACCAAAUUGAUUCAGACAAUGACCACUCCGUGAUGGAUGCCGAAGAAACAGAAGACAGUGGACAGGAUUCGGGUAGCGAAAGUGGACGUUUUCCUCAGUCCAUUCGUGACGCUGUGAGUCGCGUUUUCCAAGGGUACCACUGGACACUUGUGCCGACCCCUGCCCGUCCAAGCAACUCAGACAAAAGGAAACCUCACGUGAAACGGCCGAUGAACGCCUUUAUGGUGUGGGCUCAGGCCGCUAGACGGAAGCUGGCUGACCAAUACCCACAUUUACAUAAUGCCGAACUCAGCAAGACCCUGGGUAAAUUGUGGAGAUUGCUUAGCGACGAAGAAAAACGGCCCUUCGUCGAGGAAGCCGAAAGACUGAGAGUCAUUCACAAGAAAGAACAUCCAGACUACAAAUAUCAACCCAGACGGCGGAAACCGAUGAAGGGCAUACAUGUUAACAACACUGGGGUGGUGGAGCCUGUGGCGGGAGUCCAGGGUGCCACAGUUAUGUUCAGGUCAAUGAAACCAGAAAAGGAGAGCCCCACCAGUAGUCGAAGUCCUACAGCUUCUAGUCCCCAGCAAACUCCUUCUCCUUCCUCCACUCAGGGACCACCCACUCCCCCCACUACACCAAAUCAAGGACAAACUGCUAUGGGAGGAAGAGGGAUAUCUGGAAAUCGACGAACCGUCGGUCUUCCAAAACAAGGUCAACAAGAAGGACAGCCAAUCGAUUUCAGCCACGUGGACGUAGGUCAGCUUUCGACUGAGGCCAUUGGUAAUUUUGAUGAGUCCGAACUCGAUCAAUAUCUUCCUCUUCAGAAUGGCUUACUUCCAUCAUUGAAGAGCAACCUAUCUAAUCUUAACUCUUCUACAGUAGGUGGUUCUAGCAAUACCUACAGCUCUACUUGGGUUCCUAAGUUUUUGCCAUCCAUAUUAGCAUCUUCUGUAAUGGAAGCUGGAAACUUUAGAGCUCAGCCUAACAUCCCCUCAAACAGUUUAAGUCAACAAGCAGUCGAUUCAACAUCUACAACUACUCCUGGUGCAUGCACCAAAGAAAGGGUUGCGACAUCGCUUCCAGGUUGUAACACCAUCAGAAACCGCCAUUCCGCCAGCACACAAGGGGGAUUUCUGUAUUCGGACAGCAGCAGUAACAGCAGUAGUGGGGGUCAAGAGGAUUCUGUCAAAUUCCAAGAACUCACUCCCGUUGUGAAACCAACUAACCGAACCUCCACUUCCAUCCUCAUGGGUAACGCUGUUGAACUCCAGAAUAUGAACACUCAUUCCAGCUUUGCAGAGAACAAUCCUUUUAAUACAUCGCACAAUGGUUAUGGCGGCAUUCCACCACUGGCUCCAAUAAACACUUCCAUGUACGGUUACUAUAGCAACGAACAAGAACCCAUGGUGUCCUCUUAUCAGUAUCCUUCUCCAUCUGGAGUCAAGUCCAAUUACAGAGGAAUGGGUAUCUCUGAGGAAAUGUGGUCAACCUAUGCUUGAAUAUAAGGCUCAUUUAAAGCUAUUCAAGAUGAUCUGCAGACAUUGCUGCCAAAGACAAAUGUUGUUUAUUAUUUUUUAAUCUGGUUCUGUUUUUCUACACCACUUAACCCAUUUCAGUUAAAACCAAACUCAAUGUUUAGCGAUUUUAUUGAUAUAAAAAUAAGCGUUAGUGGCGCCCUGAGGGUGAGGAGAAAUACUUGUCACGUGCGAAGUAUGGUUAACGUUAUGUGUGUAGAUAAACAUAUGUGCCUUAGGUAGUUUGGCUAGAUUGAACGGCGUUAUUAAUAUUAUUUGUGCAAUAAUUUUUUAUAAGUGGAUAUUAUAUAAUUUUUUUUUCUCUCUUGUCAAUGAGAUGUCUAUUAGAGACUAAGGUAGUAAAGUUUAUCCCAAGCGGUCAUUUUCUUAUCUACUCGUGUCUGUAUAUAGUCCAGAACUCUGUUCUUUCCUUUGCAUUAAGGUAUUCUCUUGUCUGCGUAAAGUCCAGAAUUCUAUGCUUUCUUUUCCAUUAAGGUAUUCACUCGAGUCUAUGUACAGUCCAGAAUUAUAUGCU
This is a messenger RNA of Limulus polyphemus (Atlantic horseshoe crab), 3598 nucleotides long. RefSeq names its product transcription factor Sox-10-like. The transcript has 4 exons. Gene Ontology annotation, molecular function: DNA-binding transcription factor activity, RNA polymerase II-specific; RNA polymerase II cis-regulatory region sequence-specific DNA binding. Gene Ontology annotation, cellular component: nucleus. Gene Ontology annotation, biological process: negative regulation of transcription by RNA polymerase II; morphogenesis of an epithelium. Lineage: Eukaryota; Metazoa; Arthropoda; Merostomata; Xiphosura; Limulidae. The record is from RefSeq and is a predicted model, not a curated record. The coding region runs from base 1474 to 3048 and encodes 524 amino acids.